This is a messenger RNA of Eubalaena glacialis (North Atlantic right whale), 5047 nucleotides long. It is a transcript of the gene ZNF446, whose product is annotated as zinc finger protein 446. Lineage: Eukaryota; Metazoa; Chordata; Mammalia; Artiodactyla; Balaenidae. The coding region runs from base 663 to 2045 and encodes 460 amino acids. The record is from RefSeq and is a predicted model, not a curated record. Gene Ontology annotation, biological process: regulation of DNA-templated transcription. The transcript is spliced from 6 exons.
GCCUUUCCACUACCUCCCGACGUGCCCCACCUCCGAGCCUUCUCCCGGGCCCCUCCUCCCUUCCGGAGCCCCGUUCCCCUCCAUCGGGAAGACCUGCCCCCCUUUCCUCUGUGGAAGGCGGACUCCAGGAGUCAGGCCUAGUCCUGCCUGUCGGACAGGCCCACCCACCCAAGUGGGCGUGUUUCACUCCAGACCCUCUGCAGGGCCGGGACACAGUUGCCGGUCCACCGCUCCACACAACUCGUGAUUCCGUUUUGCUUUGCUUCUGCAUUUCACACGCACGGUCCAUACCGCGCGGUCAGCGAGCACGGUGUCUCGGGGUCCACAUCAGCCCCUGCCUCGAGCCAUGGCGCAGGCCAGCCCCUCAGUGUGCGCCACUUGGGUCAGCGUGUCCCGGAGAUGGUGGGGACAGACAGCCUGGCCCCAGUUCUCACCCUGGAUCACGGCCCCACCGCCUCCCUGGCUACCCCCUCUCUCCGCCGCGGGGGCACCUGCCGGGGCUCCUCAGCCUGACCCUGGAAGCCUGUGCUAACUCCUCUUGCCUGCGCUCCAACAUCAUCUCCCGACAGUUCCCUGCAGUUUCCUGGAAGCUCCACCGGCAACUUGCCUCCAAGUGUUGGUUCCUUCUGCUCUCAGUUCCAGGUCCUGUGACCCCUCCCUCCAUGAAGCUUUCCCCAGUUCAGCCUCAGGCAUCCCCACACCGGGGUCCUCUCUGUCACAGCCUCAGCCCCUGGGCUGGGCCUCUCUGCACAGUGCCUUACCCUGCCUGUGGCCUUGUGGCUGGCACCCUGACCCCUCCUUUCCUGCAGGUCCCCCUUGGUGGCUCCAAGAAGACUCCCGGCACAACAAUGCCAUCCCCACUGGGCCCCCCGAGUCUGCCCUCUGUGGACCCCGAGGCCACCCUGGCGGAUCCUGAGGCAGCACGCCAGCGCUUCCGGGGCUUCUGCUACCAGGAGGUGGCCGGUCCCCGCGAGGCGCUGGCCCGGCUGCGGGAGCUGUGCCGCCAGUGGCUGCGGCCCGAGGUGCACUCCAAGGAGCAGAUGCUGGAGCUGCUGGUGCUGGAGCAGUUCCUGGGCGCGCUGCCCCCCGAGAUCCAGGCCUGGGUGCGGGGCCAGCAGCCAGGCAGCCCUGAGGAGGCCGCUGUCCUGGUCGAGGGCCUGCAGCAUGACCCUGGGCAGCUGCUGGGCUGGAUUACAGCACAUGUCCUGAAGCAAGCGGUGCUCCCGGCCACACAGAAGGCAGAGGAGUCUGUGGGGAGCUCCCACCCUUCAGGGACAGUGGAGCCCCUAAGGGCAGCCUCUGGGGAGGGGUCCAAGGAUGCCCAGAUGGAGGGGAACGCCCAGCUCAGCUGCAGCGUGAAGGAGGAGCCUGAUGGCUAUGGGCAGGAGACGGCACCGUCCAGCCCCCCACAUCCAGGCCGGUCCCAUGAGGGGCCCGCUGAACAACAGGAACCGACCUCCGUGCCCUUCCAGCCACCCAGGAUUCAGGAGGAGUGGGGGCUCCUGGACCCGUCACAGAAGGAGGUGUACUGGGACGCGAUGCUGCAGAAGUAUGGCACGGUGGUCUCCCUGGGGUUGCCGUGCCCCCUGCCGGAGGCACGCACUGAGCCGGAGCCGGAGGCGCUGAGCACCGGAUCCGAGGGAGCGAGAAGCCUCCGCCCGGGAGGUGAGAGCGAGAGCUCCCGAGAGGGCCGGCCCGGCUGCCCGGAGGCCCCGCCGCCCGCGCGGAGCAAGCCCUACACGUGCGCGCAGUGCGGCCGCACCUUCGACUGGAAGUCGGUGUUCGUCAUCCACCGCCGCGCGCACGCGGGCGGCCCGGGCGCCGAGAAGCAGCCGGUGGGGCCGCCCCGGCGCGCGCUCCCGGGCCCGCGCAGCUACGCCUGCGAGGAGUGCGGCCGCAGCUUCAGCUGGAAGUCGCAGCUGGUCAUCCACCGCAAGGGCCACGCCGGCCAGCGGCGCCACUUCUGCGGCGACUGCGGCCACAGCUUCGACUGGAAGUCCCAGCUGGUCAUCCACCGCAAGAGCCACCGGCCCGAGGCCCCGUGAGCGCUGGAGGGGCAGCCUCGCCGGGGCCCCGGGCCCAGCCCGCCCCUGCUACUCCACUCCGCCGCAGCCUGGAGAGCUGGAGGCCGCCCAGGGCAGAAGUCAGAGCCCCAGGAGGGUGCCCCGUCCCCGCUCAGUCUCCCCGCAAAGCCGCGGCUCCCUCCUCUCCUGUCUCGCCCACCCCACCUUUCAGAGAGAGAGAGGCCUGGGCUCCAGUGCACCGCCGCAGGGGACCAGCGGCGGCCGGGUGACUUCCACACCCCUUCCUGUGACAUGGUGCAGGCCGGUGCAGAAAGCCCAGGAGAGCACAGCCUGCUUCUGUUUGCAGGCAGGGGGAAGGCUAAAGUCUGUCCACUGUGCGUUUCAGAUUUUUAACAAAUUCCAGUUUUAUCCCGGAGAAGCUUCUGCGUAAGAAUCCUGAGCUCUGGUCUCUGCUGGUCAGAUCAGCAGCCCCUGCCCUUCCUGCCCGGCAGCUGGAGCUUCAGAGCUGCCUGCCCACGAGCAGGGUCGGUGUCCGGCUUACCUGUUCCUCGGCCGCACACAUCACUCCCUGGCCUUGUCCUUCCAGCUGUCGAGUCCCAGCCUGAACGGACAUUAAGGGAACUUCUUUCCAAGUAUGGACGGACAAGCAUGGUGUCUGAGAACAGAUGUCACUUAGGCCAUGCAUGCUGGCAGAUCAGUGAGUCACAGAGCAGGAGGGCGGACGAUCAGCUGCCUGCCGCCCACGGCAGUCUGUCUGUGGGCAUUCAGGACUUUGGCGUGUCCUGUAGUACUUUCCUACUGUUGCUCUAAUGAACUCGGUGGCUUGAAACAACACAAAACGUACUCUCUUAGGACUCUGAAUUGGGUCUCACUGGGCCCAAUCAAGGUGUCAGCAGGGCUGGUUCCUCCUGAAGGCUCUAAGGGGAGAAUCCACUUUAAGGCUUUUUCUAGCUUGUAGAGGCCGCCGCGUUCCUCGGUGGUGGCCCCUUCCUCCAUCUUCAAAGCCAGCAGUGGAUGGUUAAGUCUUAUGCUGCCUCCCCGUUGUAAGGACCCUCAGGGUUACAUCUACGGCUCCCCUGGUAACCCGUGAUGAUCUCCCCAUCUCAGGGUCACAUCUCACCCAUGCCCCACCUACACACCUGAUCUCAUCUGCAAAAUCCCUUCUGCAUGUGAGACAACAUUCACAGGUUCCAGGGAUUAGGACAUGGAUGUCUUUGGGGACUGUUAUUCCGCACCCUUCUCUGUCACCUUUCUGCUCUGAAAACAAGGGACAUUUUCAUGGGAGGUGGUUUCAGGGAAACAGGUGCACCCACAGAAGAAGCCCUCUGCAGCCUCAGGCUCAUGCAGGGGUGGCAGGUGGGUGUUGAGUGUGGCUGUGACCAUGGUUACUAGCAGAGGUGGGGUGGACACCUGGGCUGCGUGGGGGGACCUUGCUGCAGCCUGAAACUGGGAGGGAGAGGCCUCCAUCUGGAGGACCCGUCUCCUCCAUCCCGUCUUCUGAGGACCUUUGACCUGUCGACCACACUCAGGCCUGGGGAAGCAGAGCCAGGCUGGAGAUGGAACUGGGCACUGGUGCUCUUGUUACUGAGUCCAAGCUUAUACUGCUGGCCGCACCACAGGCCAAUAAAUUGAGAGCCGAGUUGUUGAGGCGAGGAAUAGUGACUUUAUUCAGAAAGCCAGCAGACUCGGGACUUCCCUGGUGGCGCAGUGGUAAGAAUCCGCCUGCCAACGCAGGGGACACGGGUUCGAUCCCUGGUCUGGGAAGAUCCCACAUGCCUCGGAGCAACUAAGCCCGUGCGCCACAACUACUGAGCCUGCGCUCUAGAGCCCGAGAGCCACAACUACUGAAGCCCGCAUACCUAGAGCCUGUGCUCCGCAACAAGAGAAGCCACCGCAAUAAGAAGCCUGCCGCAACUGGAGAGAAAGCCCGCGUGCAGCAACGAAGACCCAACGCAGCCAAAAAUUAAUUAAUUAAAAAAGAAAGUGCUUUAAAAAAAAUAGAAAGCCAGCAGACCAAGAAGGUGGUGCACUCGUGCCGCAAAGAACCAUUUGCCUGAGUUAAGAUUCAGGUUUCUUUCUUACUGAAGGGGGAGGGAGUAAAGUCAAACAUUUCCUGGCUCAGGUCAGCCCCGGGAGGGGAUGUGUUCACUUCCUCUCCCUGCAGUCAUUCACAGGGGGGCCUGGUCAGGAGGUUUCCUGGGAGCUGAACAAAGGUAUUUUAGCUUAAUGCCCAUUAUACCUGGGAGGCAGGGCUCCCAGAAAUGGGCCAUUGUGUAUAUUGAAGCUUAAAGGCAACAUCCCUCCAGUGACUAACUUGUAACAGAAUACAAAGGUGCUUCCCUGUUACAAUCUGGUUGGCAAGCAGGAAGCUUCAUCCAUGCCAGGGACACGGCAGAAGAGGACAGAGCAGGGCCCGAGCGCUCAGGCCAGGCCGAGGGCCCAACGUCGGGACCGCCAGGUGCUGAGGGAGAGCGGUGGGCAAUCUUCUAAUGCAAUUUUCCAUAUUUAAAAGUAGUUUAUGUUCACUUAGAGAAAUCUGAAAUAUACAAGAGGGCAAAGGAGAUCGCAGAAACGACCCCUAAUGCUGCUGUCUUAUUCUCAGUGUUCACCCGCGGGGGUUUGUGUCACACAGCUUGUGAAGCUACUGUACGUUGUGAAUCGUGCUCUUCCCACGCAGCUCCCUGUGUUAUUAAAAAUGCCUGGGUGGAAAUCCCGUUUUCUGGCCGGCAGUGUUGUUCCCACCAAGCCCAGAUAGUUCCUUGUUUCCCGCCCCCCUUAGCACCCAGUGCUGUGGUGGCCGCACCUGAGCAGACACCCCAGAUGCAACCUAGCUGUUUCCUCAAUACAGACACCCCCCAAAGUGGAAGCGGUGAGUUUUCAGGAGCAUGGGAUUUCUGUUCUUGUUUUUUCCUUUUUGUUUUUGUCUUAUAACAAAACAUUAUUAUUUUUAAAAUUUAUUUAUUUAUUUAUUUUUGGCUGUGUUGGGUCUUCGUUUCUGUGCGAGGGCUUUCUCUAGUUGCGGC